AUGGACAUUCCCAGCCGACAAUUCUCCAGCGAACUGCUCAAGAUCUUACAGCUAAUUGCUGAUUCACACUUUGUUGCUCUGGAUCUCGAAUUCUCUGGCAUCUCCAGCCGUCGAACUCGUGCCGGGAAGAGUAGACUAUCGUUACAGCAAGUGUACGAAGAUGUCAGAGAAGCCGCAAAACAGUAUCAGGUCUUGCAGGUCGGGCUGACGGUUGUGGAAGAGGACGCUCGAAAAGGUGUUUAUGUGCUACGGCCUUAUAAUUUCUUCAUCAAUCCUAUUCCCGCGAAGGAAGAAUACAACCGGAUUGAGCGAAUCUGGUCAUAUCAGAGUGGCGCGGUUAGUUUUCUGUUAAAGAACAAGUUCCGAUUCGACCUGCCUUUCUCAGAGGGCAUUAUGUAUCUUUCACGGAAGGAGGAAAGGCAGAUCAGAGCAUCAUGGGCGGUACGAGAUGCUGAAAGGGAAGCACUUGAGGAUAUGACAUUGAAAGCCGACGACAAGCCCCUGGUCGAUCAUAUCCACCUUUCAGUGCAGAAAUGGCUAUCACAACCUCUUGUGGAUCGAGAGGACUACUUGAACAUCCCACACACCACUGAAGAGAAGCCCCGAAUCAAACAUAUACCAGCGGUCCUCAAUCGGUACCAAGUCAGGGUGACCCAUCAGGUCAUUCGAAAAGACUAUGCACAUUUGAAGACGCUUGGUAGAGAUGGUUUCGUGAGAAUCACAUUACGAAAUGAGAAAGAAGACGCGGAACAGAAGCUGCGUCAGGAACGAUACCGUGAGCAGGAUGUUGUCCAAGCUAUUGAAUUCAGGUGGAUAAUCGAAGCUUUAUGUGGGGGCGACAUCUCUAAAAUUCCGGAACGAUGCUUUCUCGCUAAUAUCUUGAAUGACAAGAACCCUAGCAACGAUGAUGCAUCUCGGAAACAGUACAUCGAAGAGCUACAGCGCAAGUUAAGCACACGCCGGCGAGUGCUUUUCGGACACAAUUGCUUUAUUGACUUGGUAUACCUAUAUGCCUGCUUCAUUGGCGAUCUGCCUGAAAAAAUCGAGGAUUUUCAGGAGCUCAUUCAUGGAUUCUUUCCUGCCGUGGUAGACACAAAAUACCUCGCAUCUUUGGUGAAAGAGCUACGUUUCAAUUCUAACCUCGAAGCACUCGAAAAAGAGAUGCGAACCGAGGAAGCCCCAGCUAUCAACGUACCUGUUGCUUUUGACCGGUAUGUGUGGGGUGAACACUUUCACGAAGCUGGGUUCGAUAGCUUCAUGACGGCUAAAAUAGCUAUCAAGCUAUCAGCUAAGCUUGAGAAAGAAGGAAAACUUCGCGAAGCAGCAAAGCCUCAGAAGAUUAUCAAAGCAGGAGAGACAAUAUUGAUAGAUUCGGCUGUCGAUAUAGAGGAGGAACAAAUGGAAGAUUAUGUCACAGCUCCAGAAUCUGCAGCUGACACUGAUUCCAUCGUGAACGAGCUAGAGUCCAAGCUGGCAGUAGUCUUCUCAAGCCCUGCAAAGAAGACUUUUGAAAUGUCCCAACCAUUCGAUGCGCGCAAAUUGCCUGAUGGGCGCGGAUUGCCAGACACAUAUAGACAGACACAACCAGAAGUUCCCUCUAAAGGAGAGGGUAUCAAACCGACAGGCCAAAUGAGAGACGAACCGCAGCCCGAACCUUCGCAGCAUUCAAACAGUAGCUUAACACCUCAGGAUGAUAAAUUGACACUGGACACUUCAUCAACUAGUACUCCUGUUGUGGCGGUCAAGGAGAAAGUGGUGGGCUGGCGAAGCCCCGUGGAAGUGAAACGCAUUAAGAAUGGGCUUGCGCACAAUAGCAUGUUGGAUGUCCUGGAUACACCAGUUGGCCCAAAUACCGAGGAUACUUCAUUCCCCGAGCAUGACACCAUUACAAAAAUCAUUCCUCGAGAAGAUGAGAACGCCAAGCAUCCAGAAACGGAUUUGCUUGUUUGGAGCGACAGAGACGAAGACGACGACGACGAAGAAGAUCAUGAAGAAGAAGCAGAAGGAGAAAAUGCCAAUGCAGCCGGCGAAGCAAUUCCGAUUGAGGCUGAGGAGUCAGAGAAGCCAAUGACAGCGCAAGAGCUAGAAGACCGAAUUAACAAAAUGUCAGCGAAAGGUGACAUGAUGCCUCGAUGGGAGAGCGAAAGUGGUAUCUGGAAGGUCAUUGGGAACAAGCUGAUCGUCAAUGCUUGCGAGGAAGGUGUCUGCCUCCUAUAA
This is a messenger RNA of Endocarpon pusillum Z07020, 2217 nucleotides long. RefSeq lists its product as uncharacterized. Bases 1 to 2217 code for a protein of 738 amino acids. Gene Ontology annotation, molecular function: RNA binding; poly(A)-specific ribonuclease activity. The record is from RefSeq and is a predicted model, not a curated record. The transcript has 3 exons. NCBI's taxonomy places the organism in Eukaryota, Fungi, Ascomycota, Eurotiomycetes, Verrucariales, Verrucariaceae. Gene Ontology annotation, biological process: nuclear-transcribed mRNA poly(A) tail shortening. Gene Ontology annotation, cellular component: cytoplasm.